AUGAGUCUCGCCGAAGCGAUUAAACAGGCACUUUCCACUCUGAGCGAUGACCCAGUCAUCGAAUACGGGGAGCCAAUUCAAGAACUGCUUUUCAAUAAGCCCAACGACGCCAUUGCUUACGCUUAUGAACAACUGAAUGUGUUCCCAUUGCACAAGGUUCCUGAAUGCUGGCAUAACCUUUACACUGACGCGUCGAUCGUGAAAGCAUGUUACCUUAUCAUCCUCAACUGCGGUCUCGCUCCACAGUAUCCUCCUUUAGCUGAGAAGGCCCAAAUCAAUAUUGAAAAACUCACCGAGGAGCUUAAGGGCUACAAAGCAACUACAAAAAUCAAUAUUGAAGCGAGCUGGGUGAAAGAGGCUAUUCAUGCCCUUGACAUGACAUUGAUUAUGACGGGUGGACGUGGUCGCGAGCAGUUGAUUAACAGAUUAUUUUCUGAAAUCAAACUGGCCACGGACAAAUGGGGCGAUGAGCCUGUUGAAUCUGAAGAUUCUAUGAAACCAGAGGGCCCUCCCCAAAAGCGACAAAAGACCGUGCCAGACAUGCAUCCUACCAUGUUCCCCCCCACCUCAAUUCCCGAACCCCGUUUAGAUCACCCCAUUCCCCGGGUAUCAAAUCCUACCAUGGCGUAUAUGGAGAACCAUAUCGAAAAUAUCCGAACCCCGCUCGUGAUUACCGAUAAUGUCGACCACUGGCCUGCAAUGAAUACCCGGCCCUGGGCUUCGCGCGAAUACUGGUGGAAUCGCACACUGAACGGCAAACGUUUGAUUCCUGUGGAAGUCGGUAGAUCGUACACAGACGAAGAGUGGGGCCAGAAGAUUAUGGAAAUCCAAGAAUUUGCUAAGAAGUAUCUCUGGAAUGGCCACCAAGAUGACCAGUCACCUUCUGAGCAAGAGUCUGGCGAGACAGGGUACAUGGCACAACACGAUCUUAUGCGCCAGAUUCCCGAGCUCCGCAAUGACAUUGCAGUUCCUGAUUAUUGCUACAUUGAUCCGCCUCUUCCGGAGGCUGGAACUCCAGUGUAUCUCGCGAAACGACGCAAGCAGACCGAAUUGAAGGCUCAGAUCACUGAGACACUGCAGCUUUCUACCGACCCUGAAGAUGAGCAGGAACCGCCAUCACCGCCAUCUAUUGACGAUGAGUCCGACAAUAGCCCACAGACAAGCAUGCCUAGUGAGCCUCUUAUCAAUACCUGGGUUGGGCCCUCAUGGACCAUCUCCCCCUUACACCAUGAUGCCUACCACAAUAUCCUAGUACAGGUUGUCGGUACUAAGUACGUCCGUCUCUACUCACCACAUACCCCAGCUUCACAAAUCCACCCCCGUGAAUCUGAGUGGGUAACAUCAGCACCGGAGAAGGGUGCGCCAGACCAGAAACCCACAAAGAGACUGAUUGACAUGUCCAACACCUCCAAGGUCGAUAUUGCAGCGAUCGAGCUGUCACCCGCAGAGGCUGAACACUGGGAGGAGCAGUGGCCUGGCUUCCAGAAGGCGGAGUACGUUGAGACUGUCCUGCAUGAGGGUGAGUGCUUGUACAUUCCAAUCGGGUGGUGGCACUACAUCCGUGGACUGCGUGCUGGCGCUAGUGUUAGCUUCUGGUGGGAGUCCAUUACUCUUUGA
Messenger RNA from Penicillium pulvis, 1617 nucleotides. RefSeq names its product putative JmjC domain protein. Gene Ontology annotation, molecular function: 2-oxoglutarate-dependent dioxygenase activity. The record is from RefSeq and is a predicted model, not a curated record. The transcript has a single exon. Lineage: Eukaryota; Fungi; Ascomycota; Eurotiomycetes; Eurotiales; Aspergillaceae. Bases 1 to 1617 code for a protein of 538 amino acids.